UGGCAGCCAAGUCCUCCUGAUGCCUGCCGUAUAUACUGUAGUGCAGAUGCAGGGCAAGCUACGUGUGCCACUGGACUGCCAUUCCUCAUGAGCUCCAAUGUCUUGCCACGGUGGUUGUAUCUGUCAGUCAGUGGUCUCAGUCAAUUCUCGUCCGUAAUGGAUAACAAGUUGUUCUUGGUUCCUUUCAACCAACUCCUCUAGUGCCUACAUGGGGCAGACUGCGAGUACUACUGCUGUUUGCAGUCGUAUUCAGUCAUCAGCUGGAGCUUGUGGCGACAACAAUCACGGAAACAAUUCUCCUGUUGCGGCUAAUCGCAUGCAAGGCUAUCCCUUGUUCAAAAGCAAUACAAGUAAUAACAACAAUAGUAAUCCACACAAGAUGAGUCUCGAAUUGAAGAUUGCCAGUCUAGAGGAAGAACUCAUCUCCAAGAAUCGCGAGCUUGCCGCCUUGAGGGAAUCCAUCUCCCAAAAGCCAGGAUUUGCAAAGUUGGAAGGCGAUGUGUGCAUUCGAAGUACAAGGAAACAAUCUGCCGCAGUGUUGGUUCAAUCUUACGAGCCGUUGACUGUGAACAGCCGCAGACGAAAGAUCGAGGAUUAUUGCCGUGAUUUGGUUAUCAACAAUGACCACAUUUCUCGAAUGGAACAACGACUAAGGGAAUCAAUUGAAAAAGGCCUUGACAAGAAAACCCACGACAUGGCUUCAGUGAAAUGUUUCCCUACGUACGUACGUGAAUUGCCUAGUGGGCAUGAAUGCGGCAAAUUUCUUGCCCUAGACCUGGGAGGUACCAAUUUUCGCGUUGUGCUGAUAGAAAUUGGAGAGAACGAAAAAUUUGAAAUGGAUAAUGAAGUGUAUGCCAUUAGCCAAGACCUAAUGAACGGAUCAGGCGAUGAUUUGUUCGACCAUAUCGCCUCUUGCUUGGCCAAUUUUGCCAAGGCUCGUAAGAUUGACAAGGAAGUCCUUCCGUUGGGAUUCACGUUCAGUUUUCCUUGCAAACAGAAAGGUCUGGCUGUUGGCGAAUUGAUCUCAUGGACCAAAGGUUUCAGUUGUAAAGGAGUGGAAGGCGAGGAUGUGGUCACGUUGCUGAAGAACGCUAUUAACAAACGAGGAGACAUUCACGUUGAUGUGGCUGCCAUUUUGAACGACACCACUGGUUGCCUCAUGUCUUGUGCCUGGAAAAAUCAUAACUGCCGAAUUGGUCUUAUCAUUGGAACCGGCACAAAUGCAUGUUAUCUUGAGGAUUUGGAAAAGGUGGGCUUGUGGGACGGGGACAUCAACAAUCCGAAACAUGUCAUUGUUAAUACCGAAUGGGGAGCGUUCGGAGAUCAUGGCGAAUUGGACUUCAUUGUAACGAAGUGGGACCACCGUGUGGAUGAAGGCUCUAUUAAUCCUGGCAAGCAAAUUUUUGAAAAGAUGAUAUCCGGGAUGUACAUGGGGGAAGUGGUUCGUCAAGUGUUGGUCGAUCUCGUGGAUGAGGAUCUCAUUUUUGCUAAGCAACCAUUAGAGAACUUACGAACACGUGGAAGGUUCUAUACGAAGUACGUAUCGGAAAUUGAAUCUGACCAAGUUGGAGACUACACUCAAUGUCGGGAGGCCUUAAAAGAUCUUGGAAUGACUAACGUCACUGAUGAAGACUGCUCUGCUUUACGACAUGUUUGCGAAUGUGUUAGCAGACGGGCGGGAUUCAUGGUGUCUGCAGGAAUCACAGCCUUGCUCAAGAAGAUGGAUUACAAAGAUGUUGUCGUGGCCAUCGAUGGAUCCGUGUUUCGGUUCCAUCCUCAUUUCGAGAACAUCAUGCGUUCUCGGAUUCGCCAACUUAUGGGAACCGAGUACAAGUUUGACCUUAUGUUAUCUACUGAUGGUUCUGGUCGUGGUGCCGCUUUGGUCGCCGCAGUAUUAAUGGGUGAAUGUGCGAUUUAAGCUUAAAACAGUUCGAUAAAUAGCUUAAGGGACAGGGUCGAGUUGCUCUUAUCUAUCAUACUUGAGAGCAUACGACCUUGUACCUUAUCGUACUUUUAGAGUUCGACUUGUAACUUACCCACAAUCGUUUUAAACUUUUGCUCUCAAACUUUUAUCUCAACCACUAUGUUUGUGCUCUCCCAGGCUAAAGCUUUGGUACUUUUUCAUAUUUUAAACGUAUGGUAUAUUUCAGCUAAUAAAUGGCAAAUUUGGUA
Tigriopus californicus is the source of this 2172-nucleotide messenger RNA. RefSeq names its product hexokinase type 2-like. Gene Ontology annotation, cellular component: mitochondrion; cytosol. The record is from RefSeq and is a predicted model, not a curated record. Bases 209 to 1918 code for a protein of 569 amino acids. The transcript is spliced from 4 exons. Gene Ontology annotation, biological process: glucose 6-phosphate metabolic process; glycolytic process; intracellular glucose homeostasis. Lineage: Eukaryota; Metazoa; Arthropoda; Copepoda; Harpacticoida; Harpacticidae. Gene Ontology annotation, molecular function: mannokinase activity; D-glucose binding; fructokinase activity.